GUUAACCAAUGAAGGGGAUGGAGGACUUCGGGAAGCCAUAGUCAGCGCCAGAGCCAGGAUGGGAGCUAAAACACACCGCCGCUGGCCGCAAGUGAGCGGGCGCACAGACACCUGCUGGGAGGCUGUCCCUUCACCAGGAGUGACGAGAGAGGCCCGGGAGCUGCGGACGCGGAGGCGGACGGAGCCGGAGCCGCAGACGCCGCGGGGUCUCCGGGACAGGAACCUCCAGUGCUACAUUUGUUUUCUGGGAGGGAGAUCACAGCCAGUGAUGGCCACCACACUAGAUUUGAAAUCAAAGGAGGACAAGGACGCUGAGUUGGACAAGAGGAUCGAGGCUCUUCGUCGGAAGAAUGAGGCCCUUAUCCGGCGCUACCAGGAGAUUGAGGAGGACCGGAAGAAAGCUGAACUGGAGGGGGUUGCAGUGACAGCCCCCCGGAAGAGCCGUUCCAUGGAGAAGGAGACUGUGGCAGUGGAGGAGAAGAGCCUCGGUCCCUCUCGGAGGACUGCUGGGACCUCCCGGCCCCCAGGGACCAGCAGGGGGGGCCGGACCCACCCCCAGCAGGGAGGCCGGGCAGGCAUAGGCCGGACAUCCCGAGGCCAGGAGGAUGGUGCCGGGGAGCAGCUUCGAGGGGGAACUGGGGGCCGGGGCCGGAGGGGCCGGGGCCAGGGAUCCCCUCAUCUCUUAGGGGCAGGAGACAACUCAACUUCUUAUCGCAAGUCCAAGGAGUGGGAGGAGCGGCGGAGACAGAACAUCGAGAAGAUGAAUGAGGAGAUGGAGAAGAUCGCAGAGUAUGAGCGCAACCAGCGGGAAGGGGUGCUGGAGCCCAACCCAGUGCGAAACUUCCUGGAUGACCCCCGACGCCGGAGCGGACCCCUGGAGGAGCCUGAGAGGGACCGCAGGGAGGGCAGCCGCCGGCAUGGUCGCAACUGGGGAGGUUCCGACUUUGAGCGGGUGCGUUCUGGUUUGGAACAUGAACGCCAGGGCCGCAGGGCUGGCCUGGGCAGUGGGGGCGACAUGACCAUAUCCAUGACGGGCCGGGAGCGGUCAGAGUACCUGCGCUGGAAGCAGGAGAGGGAGAAGAUCGACCAAGAGCGCCUGCAGAGACACCGCAAGCCCACCGGCCAGUGGCGGCGGGAGUGGGAUGCCGAGAAGACCGACGGCAUGUUCAAGGAUGGCCCAGCUUCUACCCAGGAACUGUCCCACCGUUACAAUGACCAAGCUUGGGCCAGGCCCCCUAAGCCCCCCACUUUUGGAGAGUUCCUCUCUGAGCACAAAGCAGAAAUCAACAGUCGCAGGAGGAGAAAGAACAGCCGACCCCAGGCCAAGGUGGCCCCUCAUGCCUAUAGUGACCAUGAUAAUCGCUGGGAGACAAAAGAGGAAGCUUCAUCCUCAGCCCCUGAGUCCUCUCAGUCCAUAUCGUUGGAGGAGACAGCCUCGAAGCUUCCUGAGACCCCAGCCCCAGUCCAUCGGCCUCCUGAGGAGGAUGGGGAGGAAGAUGAGGGGGAGAAGGAGGAGGGAGAAGAAGAGGGGGAAGAUGAGGAGGAGGAUGACGAAUGGGAGGAUGUGAGUGAAGAUGUCACUGAGGAGGAAGAGGAGUCUGAGGAGGAAGAGGGUCCCAAGGACCAGGAAGCAGCAGCUGUUCCUGAUCACCAGUCUGAGGCUGAGCCUGAGGAGAAGCCUACUUGUGAGCAGGCGGACCCUGUGCCUGCCAGGCCCCAGGAGUCGCUGUCCCCAGCCCCUGUUGAACCUCCCAGCCCCUUCUCACCCUCUGGGGACCAUCAGCCUGUGUCCGACUGGGGAGGUGACCAGCCAGUCCUUGCCUCCUUGGAGAGUGGGCCCAGCUUGGCAGAAACCCCGAAGUCUGAAGAAGAGGGGCCCGAGGCAUCUCCAGUCUCCUCAGAGGUGGGCCCCGAGAGCCAGGAGACGGCGGAGAUCACAGACUUCCAGAGGGUGCGUUUCUGCAAGGUGGUGGCGGCCGCUCCGCCGCCGGGGGCUGCCCGCUGACAGCGCCAGCUGACCGACCGGGGCCUUGCGCUCUACACUAACCUUCAGCCGCCUCGCUCUUCUGCUUCUGUCACACUCUGGCCAGGACAGGGUUACACGUAGUGGGGGAGGGGACAGAUUAGCGACAGGCUCAGGGGAGUCUUCUAAAUUCCCAGAAGACUGGUCUAGGAAACCCCAAGAGGGCUGUAGCGGUCUGCCUGAGGCCUCUGAGGCAGGCCCUGCAAGGCCCGGCUGUGCAGGAGCCUGCCCAAGGCUCUCUCGAGGACUUGAAUUAAACGCGUGUUCCCGCCAA
Molecule: messenger RNA, 2297 nt
Organism: Psammomys obesus (fat sand rat)
Lineage: Eukaryota; Metazoa; Chordata; Mammalia; Rodentia; Muridae
Gene: Ccdc9
Product: coiled-coil domain containing 9
Exons: 15
Coding region: 59-2005 (648 amino acids)
Source: RefSeq, a predicted model, not a curated record